Trematosphaeria pertusa is the source of this 7012-nucleotide messenger RNA. RefSeq names its product polyketide synthase-like protein. The record is from RefSeq and is a predicted model, not a curated record. Gene Ontology annotation, biological process: fatty acid biosynthetic process. Lineage: Eukaryota; Fungi; Ascomycota; Dothideomycetes; Pleosporales; Trematosphaeriaceae. The transcript is spliced from 3 exons. Gene Ontology annotation, molecular function: fatty acid synthase activity; 3-oxoacyl-[acyl-carrier-protein] synthase activity; phosphopantetheine binding. Bases 396 to 6917 code for a protein of 2173 amino acids.
CGAUCUCAGCCCAGGCCGCAGUCCUGAUUUCUCAUACCUAUCAGGGCAAUUCGAUCGCCUACAAAUAUAGAGACCUCGCCAAUCCCCCAAGUCUCACUCCAGUUCCUACCCACAUCCAAUCUCUUGGGCCUCUUCUUCCACAUAUCAAGCGCCCUUCCUCCCGCUUCCAAGAUACUUCCACAGAGGUCUUCCUACAUCUACCAAGAAACAUAUCACCAACGACCCUCGCUCACACCCCUCGUUUCUAAACACACCAAAAGGGUCACGGGCUUCUGAAGCCUUCUUCUCCUACCGCGGAUCAUCUCCUUCUUAGGCAUCGGCCGGUAUCCCUCCACCGCCCCUUAUCUUCCUCUUCUUCUUCGUCUUUAAUAUACCCGUUGUCUACGACCGCCAUCAUGAAUACUCUCAUCUUCGGAGACCAGACCGCCGACCAGUAUCCGCUGCUGCGGAAGGCAUGCGUUUGGAAAAACAAUGCUCCGCUCACGACCUUCCUGGAACACAUCAGUGUUGUCCUCCGCGAAGAGGUACAGAAGCUGCCGCGGCCGCAGCGAGAACAGAUUCCGGACUUCCUUACCGUCCGCGAUCUGGUGGAGUUGUAUUACGCAAAGGGCGUGAAAGUCCCUCAAAUGGAGAGCUGCAUAGUCACAAUAGCACAGCUGGCGCACUACAUAGGGUAUUAUGGUGAGAACCCGACGCAGUCGCCAAACCCAGCAAACACCAGAGUGCUGGGCCUGUGCACUGGAUUGAUCGCGGGCUCUGUUGUUGCGUCCGCGAAGACUCUGCCCGAGCUCCUCCCCCUCGCCGUCGAAGCCGUCCGCCUCGCAUUCCGCACCGGAACUUGCGUCGGAGCCGCUAGGGAUGCCCUUGAACACGCCGCGCAUGCAAAGGAGAGCUGGUCCACCAUCGUCACCGGCGUUUCCGAGAACGCUGCGAAGAGCGCCUUUGCAGAGUUCCACGACGAGCGGAGAAUAUCCGCGUCGGCGCAGGCUUACGUUAGCGCGGUUAGCGUGAUGGCCAUUACCGUCAGCGGUCCCCCAUCAACAACAAAGCGGCUUUUCGAGGAAAUCGAUGCAUUCAAGAACAACACCCGCGUCCCUAUCCCCGUCUACGCGCCGUACCAUGCACCUCACAUCUACAGCCAAGCGGACAUUGACCGCAUCUUGGCUGUUGAGAGCUUCGAGCUUUACAAGAAUUCUCGCCCGCAAGCCUUGAUCCACUCCGCAUCCACCGGCAAGUGCCACACCGCCACCAACACUCUGGACUUACUCAAGAGUGCUCUUAGCGAGAUUCUUCUCGAGCCCGUCCGAUGGGACAACCUCUUGGAGGAGGCAGUGUCGCAGAUCACCGCAGUCAGCCACGCUGAGUGUUCAGUGUCUGCAAUCGGUGUCACCAAUGUGGCCAACAGCUUGGCUUCUGCUCUUAAGGCUGGCGGUCAGUCCUCCAUAUCCGUCCGCGAUCACACUUCAUGGACUGUUGCGUCGGAGGAAUCGCGAGGUCGCACGCAAAACGACAAGAUCGCCAUCGUCGGUAUGGCUGGUCGUUUCCCUGGCGCUGCCAACCACGAAGAGCUCUGGGAGUUGCUCUCGAAGGGCUUAGAUGUCCAUCGCGAAGUUCCUUCGGAUCGAUUCGACGCGCAGGCUCAUUGCGAUCCCUCCGGCAAGGGAAAGAACAAGAGUCAUACGCCAUAUGGCUGUUUCAUCGACGAGCCCGGCCUAUUCGAUCCUCGAUUCUUCAACAUGUCUCCCCGCGAGGCUGCUCAGACCGACCCCAUGGGCCGAUUGGCGUUAGUCACUGCCUAUGAGGCGUUGGAGAUGUCCGGAUAUGUGCCAAACCGCACGCCCUCUACCAAGCUGAACCGCAUUGGCACCUUCUACGGACAGACUUCGGACGACUGGCGUGAGAUCAACGCCGCCGAGAACGUUGACACCUACUUCAUCACGGGUGGUGUGCGAGCCUUUGCGCCAGGCCGCAUCAACUACUACUUCAAGUUCUCCGGACCCUCAUACAGCAUCGAUACAGCCUGCUCAUCCUCUCUUGCGGCUAUUCAGCUAGCUUGUACCUCCUUGUGGGCCGGCGACUGCGACACCGCCUGUGCCGGCGGUUUGAACGUUCUUACCAACCCCGACAUUUUCGCAGGUCUUAGCAAGGGCCAGUUCCUGUCCAAGACUGGUAGCUGCAAGACGUACGACAACGACGCCGACGGCUACUGCCGUGGUGAUGGUUGCGGCAGUGUCAUUCUCAAGCGAUACGAAGAUGCUGUUGCUGACAAGGACAACAUCCUUGGCUGCAUUCUUGGCGCCGCGACCAAUCACAGUGCCGAAGCCGUGUCGAUUACGCACCCUCACGCCGGCGCCCAGGAGUUCCUCUACAAGAAGGUGCUUGCCAACGCUGGCGUCGAUGCUCAUGAGAUCAACUACGUCGAGAUGCACGGCACUGGUACUCAGGCCGGUGACGGUAUCGAGAUGACCUCGGUCACCAACACCUUCGCGCCCCGCCACCGCCAGCGCCGCCCCGAGCAAAAGCUCCAUCUCGGUGCUAUCAAGGCCAAUAUUGGCCACGGCGAGGCCGCCUCUGGUAUCAAUUCUCUCGCCAAGGUCUUGAUGAUGUUGAAGAGGGACGCCAUUCCCGCCAACGUUGGUAUUAAGGGUGUCAUGAACAAGACUUUCCCUAAGGAUCUCCUCCAGCGCAACGUCCACAUUGAGACGAAGCAGGUGGCCUUCCCUCGUAAGGGAGCCGAGAAACGCAAGCUCUUCCUGAACAACUUCUCAGCUGCUGGGGGUAACACCGCCAUUCUCAUCGAAGACGGCCCCUUGCCCAAAGCCCCAGAAGGUGUCGACCCGAGGGGAAUGCAGAUGGUGACAGUCACCGCCAGGUCCAUUGCAUCCCUGAAGCGAAACAUCAACAACCUUAUCAAGUACCUCGAUGACCACCCUGAGACUACUCUGCCUAGCUUAUCCUACACCACCACGGCCCGUCGCAUCCAGCACAACUACCGUGUCUCUGUCUGCGUUGACGACAUCUCGAAGGUCAAGAGCGCUUUGCAAGCACAGCUCAAGGACACCUACAGCCCCAUUGCCAUGGUCCCGACCAAGACAGCCUUCACCUUCACCGGCCAGGGCUCUCAAUACACCGCCCUCGGCAAGAAACUGUAUGAGGAGCUGGACAGCUUCAGGGCCGACAUCGAGCAGCUCGACAACCUUGGUCGUCUACACAAGCUCCCGUCCUUCAUCCCUUUGUUGGAUGGUACUGACGUCGCUACCCUCACUCCGGUCGUGGUGCAGCUUGGUAUGGCCUGUAUCCAGGUCGCGCUUGCUCGCAUAUGGGCCUCUUGGGGCAUCAAGCCUACCGCUGUGAUCGGCCACAGCUUGGGCGAGUAUGCGGCCCUUCAUGUCGCGGGCGUUUUAUCCGCCAGCGACAUGGUCCUGCUUGUUGGGCGUCGUGCUCAGCUCCUUGAGCAGGAAUGCACUGCCCAUACCCACGGCAUGCUUGCUGUGAAGGGGAGCGUUGACGCCAUCCGCCAGGCUCUUGGAGACAAGAUGACUGAGAUCGCCUGCAUGAACGGACCUGAGGAGACCGUCCUCUGCGGCACAGUUGGUGUGGUAGAGUCUACUAGCGAGCUUCUCGCCGCUAAGGGCUUCAAGGCUACAAAGCUAAAUGUGCCGUUCGCCUUCCACUCCGCCCAGGUUGAGCCCAUCCUUGAGAAGUUCAAGGCGGUUGCUGCACCUGUUGUCUUCAGCAAGCCCGAGGUUCCUGUCCUAUCGCCCUUGACUGGCGAGGUUAUCCGAGAGGCAGGCAUCAUUGGCCCUGACUAUCUUGCCCGCCACGCCCGCGAGACCGUCAACUUCUGGGCUGCCCUCAGCACUGGCAAGGAAGACAAGGCCUUUGAUGACAAGACUGCUUGGGUCGAGAUUGGUGCUCACCCUGUCUGCAGCGGUAUGGUCAAGUCUUCUCUUGGUGGCACGCCUUGCACGGCUGGAUCACUCCGCCGCAAUGAGGACCCGUGGAAGACGCUCACAACAAGUAUCUCGACCUUGUACCUUGCUGGUGUUGCCUUCGAUUUCAACGAGUGGCACAAGCAUUUCAACGAUGCCCACCAGCUUCUUGAGCUCCCCACGUACUCUUUCGACGACAAGAAGUACUGGCUCGACUAUCACAACAACUGGACUCUCACCAAGGGUGAAGCUCCCCGUGUGGUCGAGGCAAAGGCCAUCGAGGCUCCUGUGGAGGUCAAGUCCAAGCUCUCUACCACUUCCUGCCACCGCAUUGUUCGCGAGGAACUGCAUGCCAAUACUGGUACCGUGGUAGUCCAAUCCGAUCUGUCCGAUCCUAAGCUGAGGGCCACCAUCAGCGGCCAUCAGGUCAACGGGACUCCGCUCUGCCCGUCCUCGUUGUACGCCGAUCAGGCAAUGACCAUUGCGGAUUAUCUCUGGAAGCAGCUCCGCCCGAACCUUCCCACUCCCGGUCUUAACGUCUGCUCCGUCGAGGUUCCGAAGACGUUGAUCCCGCAGUAUCCUCCUCCUCCUGGUGGUCAACAUCUGCAGAUCGAGGCUACAGCCGACCUUGAGACGAGCAGAGUCGACGUCAAGUUCCGCACUGUCCCCGCCGAUGGCUCUAAGGUGCUUGCUGAGCACGCAUUCGGCACUGUCAAGUAUGAGGAUGUGGAUACCUGGAAAGAGGAGUGGGCCCGCACCCAGUUCAUGGUGCAGACCCAGAUUGAUCUCCUCAACCAGAAGCUCCAGACCGGUGCCGCCCACAAAGUCCUUCGCGGAAUGGCCUACAAGCUGUUCAAGGCUCUGGUCACCUAUGCCGACAACUAUCGCGGCAUGGAAGAGGUUGUCUUGGAUGGAAAGCAGACCGAAGCCACCGCCCAAGUCCACUUCCAGACCACGCCCGCCGACGGCGAGUUCUUCUGCUCUCCAUACUGGAUCGAUAGCUUGGCCCAUCUCUCAGGCUUCAUCGUCAAUGCUUCCGAGCACCUUGACUCCGACAACUCCGUCUACAUUUCUCAUGGUUGGGGCUCCAUCAAGAUCUCGAAGCAGCUCUCUCCUGAGAAGAAGUACCGCUCUUAUGUGAGGAUGCAGCCUGCUCCGGGCAACGUCUCCGUCGGUGAUGUGUACAUCAUGGAGGAUGGUGAGGUCAUCGGCAUGGUGACGGGCCUGAAGUUCCAGAACAUCCCCCGCAGGGCCCUCAACAUCAUGCUUCCUCCCGCUGGCGGUGCCGCUAAGGCUGCACCUGCCCCUGCCACCAGGGCUGCUCCUGCGAAGGCUCCCGCUCCGGUACCUGCGAAGAUCCAGAGCGCCCCGGCCAAGGCCGCCUCGAAGCCUGCUGCAAAGCCUGCGAAGCCCGCCAAAGCCGCUCCUCGCGCUCCUAAGCCCUCUGGCAACUCCAUGACUUCUCGCGUCAUGAAAAUUAUCGCCGAGGAGACCGAUGUCGAUAUGGCCGAGCUUGUCGAUGAGGCUGCGUUCGAGAACCUUGGCGUCGAUUCGCUUAUGUCGCUUACUAUCUCAGCCAAGUUCCGUGAGGACCUUGACUUGGAGAUUAGCUCGACCCUGUUCACGGACUACCCGACCGUCGGCGAGAUGAAGAAGUUCUUCUCGCAAUACGAUGGUGGUGCCCCUCUUGUUGAGGAUGACGAUGAGUCCGACACCACAGAGGAAUCUGAUUUGGGCACUCCCUACGAGGCUGCAGUGGCUAGCACGCCUGCCAGCUCAGCUCCAAGUGUCUCCGGAAAGGAAUCCAUGGACAUCAGAGUCUCCGAGACUCGCGAGGUCGUUGACGGUGACGCCAGCCUUGCUCGCAAGAUCGUCGCCGAGGAGAUGGGUGUCGACGUCUCCGAGAUCACCGACGGCCUCGACCUUUCUGAGAUGGGCAUGGACUCUUUGAUGAGCUUGACCAUCCUCGGUGCGCUCCGUGAGCAGACCGGCAUCGACCUCCCUUCGACCUUCCUCACCACCAAUGUCACAAUCGAAGACAUUGAGAACGAGCUGGGCAUGCGCCCCAAGCCCAAGGAGAUUGUCAAGGUUGCUGCAACGGCUACUGUCAAGUCAGCGUCCAAGCCUGCUCCCACUCAACCUCAACUCGCUGAGGUGAACAAGAAGCUUGCUAAGGUCGUUGACGUCUCCAACAUGCCUCCUGCCACCUCGGUCCUUCUUCAAGGCAAUGCCAAGGUCGCCACGAAGAAGUUCUUCCUGGUCCCUGAUGGAUCUGGCAGUGCCACUUCUUACAUCUCCAUCCCCAACAUCUCUCCGGAUAUGGCAGUGUUCGGGCUGAACUGCCCGUUCAUGAAAUCUCCGGAGAAGUGGACUUGUGGCGUUGAGGGCGUGUCUGCUCUCUUCCUCGCCGAGAUCAAGCGCCGCCAGCCCAAAGGUCCCUACCUCAUUGGCGGUUGGUCUGCCGGCGGAGUCAUGGCCUAUGAGGUUUGCCAGCAACUUGUCAAUGCUGGCGAGAAGGUCGAGAGCCUUGUGCUGAUUGAUGCACCCUGCCCAGUUUCUCUCGACCCUCUUCCCGCCCGCCUUCACAUCUUUUUCGAUCAGAUCGGUCUUCUCGGCACUGGUAAGCCCGGAGGUACUCCCUCUUGGCUCCUCCCCCACUUCGCUGCCGCCAUCCAGAACCUGAAGGAUUAUGACCCGAUCCCCAUGGAUCCGAAAAUUGCACCACCCGUCCUUGCCAUCUGGUGCACUGACGGCGUGUGCCCCAACCCGGAUGAUCCUCGCCCGCCGCCAGGUGAGGGUGAGGACCCAGCUCCCAUGAAGUGGUUGCUCAACAACCGCACCGUCUUCGACGACAAUGGCUGGGCGCAGCUGCUGCCGAAGGGGAACUUUGAGUACGCUGUCAUGGGCGGCAACCACUUCACGAUGAUGAAGGGUGAACACGGUGCUACCCUUGGCAAGCUCAUCCAGAAGGGAUUGAAGCUAUGAGCAUUCACUAUGAGCAUAUUUCUUAUUAUUAAUAGAUGGCAUACAUUUCCUUUGUUCAAGGGUUGAACUUGGGAAUGCUGGCGUCUGGGUUUUUG